AAGUGUCUUCAGGCUUGCCGGAAGUGGCUCGCGCUGCGAAGUUGACAUUGUGUGUGAGGGCAGCCGCAGCUUUUAUUGGCGGAAAGUUGGACUGAACGGCGUUGCACCAUGUCACUAGCAGGAGAUGCGUUCGCUUGCCAGAUGGCAGCUGCAGAACCUUGGCCUGAAAAUGCAACACUCUAUCAACCAUUAAAAGGGGAACAGAUUUUGCUGUCAGACAAUGCUUCGUGCCUUGCUGUUCAGGCAUUUCUACGGAUGUGCAAUCUGCCGGUCCAGGUGAUUUGUAGGGCAAAUGCAGAGUACAUGUCCCCAUCUGGCAAAGCGCCUUUUAUUCAUGUGGGUAAUCAUGUUGUCUCAGAGCUUGGCCCUAUUGUGCAAUUUGCAAAAGCCAAGGGUCAUUCACUCACUGAUGGACUGGAUGAAAUUCAGAAGGCUGAGAUGAAAGCUUACACAGAACUGGUGAAUAAUAUGCUGUUGACAGCAGAGCUUUACAUACAAUGGUGUGAUGACAGCACUUCAGCGCAGAUAACUCGUUCUAGAUACGGGUCACCUUAUCCUUGGCCUCUAAAUCAUAUUCUGGCCUAUCAGAAGCAAUGGGAAGUAAGGCGCAAGAUGAAAGCAAUUGGAUGGGCUGGGAAAACUUUUAAACAGGUACUUGAAGACGUAGAUCGAUGCUGCCAGGCUCUUUCCCAAAGACUGGGAUCCCAGGCCUAUUUCUUUACCAAACAGCCAACGGAACUGGAUGCUCUGGUGUUUGGUCAUUUGUUCACAAUCCUUACAACUCAGUUGACCAACGAUGCAUUUUGUGAAAAGGUGAAAAAUUAUGAAAACCUCAUAAAGUUUUGUAGAAGAAUAGAGCAGAACUACUUUGAAGAUCAUGAUCGAGAAAGUGCAUUGAGUUCAACAUCCCGGUGCUCACGAGGCUCUUCCACAAAGUAAAUUAUAAAAAAACAAAAUAAGUUAAUUUUUGGAAACAAAGUAAUUAAUAUUGCAUUGUUGCAAAAGUAAAACUGACGAGUAUUCAACAAGCUGAUUGCCAGAUUUUAGUGUGUUCGUGCAAUUAGUCUGUUCUUCUGUAAUAUUAGUGAAAACUAUACAGAUCUGAUGAUCUAAUUGUUGGUAUUAUGUCCUAGUCCUUUGUUUCUAUUGAAUAUAUAUGUAACAAACAACUUGAUGGAGCUGUACUGACUUAAAAUGUAUUAAAGAAUAAUGUAGAAAAUCUGAAAGUCCUGAUUGUAGUGUUUGUAAGUAUAAAGUAAACUCAGUGACUUCUGAUUAAUGAACAAAAGGAAACUGAAUUUGCAUUGCAGAGAGGAUUACCAUGUUUGCAGUUACAGCCCUAAAUUUUCAGUCUGUUGUCUUUAGGAUUUAACAACUAUACCAAAAGAAGAUAGUUGUAUUUAUAAGCUGAUUAGGCCUGUUUCACUUGAAGGGUGGCUUUCUCCAGCAGUGAGCCAGACGGUCAGUUACCAGAAGCCACGUCCUUGUCCAAAUUCAGUCAGUCUUAUACUUCUGAUGCCACCAUUUGAUUGUGGCAUGCCUUGUACUAGAUCUGGUUGGACUGGAUAAAAUUUAGGUAAUCUCAAUGAUUUUGCAAAAGCUG
Messenger RNA from Mobula hypostoma (lesser devil ray), 1603 nucleotides. RefSeq names its product metaxin 2 (gene mtx2). The coding region runs from base 109 to 939 and encodes 276 amino acids. The transcript is spliced from 10 exons. Gene Ontology annotation, biological process: mitochondrion organization. Gene Ontology annotation, cellular component: SAM complex; cytoplasm. The record is from RefSeq and is a predicted model, not a curated record. NCBI's taxonomy places the organism in Eukaryota, Metazoa, Chordata, Chondrichthyes, Myliobatiformes, Myliobatidae.